AUGUCGAAUAAACAGAGAUUUCGUUACCAGGAUUUUUCGGAUCCAAAAACUCAACUUGUAACCGCUGACAAUAAUCAAAAUGCUUAUGACAUUUACUGUCCACAACCUUCUUGCAGGUGUCUUCUUUUGAGAACAAGUUUUGGGACACUUGUUGAGAGACCUAAAGAUAAGACAAUGCUACCUCCUAGUGACGAAAAAUCAGAAUCAAAUAGUACUACUAACAGUAAAGAAAAUAUAAAUCGGAAUAGUACUAAUGGCGAAUCAACUUCACAAUCAAAUGUAGAAUACUGGCAAUUAACAGACAUGAUGACAUUUGAAAAUAUUGGUUUUUCAAAAACUAUCGAAGAAACUGGAUUAAAAUAUAUAUGUUGUGCUGAUUGUAAUGUGGGUCCUAUUGGAUAUCAUGAUACAAAAGCUCAAGAAAAAGAAUAUUUGAUUGCUGUUAAUAGAGUUAGUUACGAUGUUGGUUCUCUAAUUUCUGAAAACAUUGUUUAG
This is a messenger RNA of Dentiscutata erythropus, 495 nucleotides long. The record is from the annotation of a GenBank genome assembly. NCBI's taxonomy places the organism in Eukaryota, Fungi, Glomeromycota, Glomeromycetes, Diversisporales, Gigasporaceae.